AUGGAAUUUAGCAUCAAAAGUCCUCUUUCUGUUCAGAAAGUUGUAAAGUACAUAAAGAUGAAGCAGGCACCAGAAAUCCUUGGCAAUACAAAUGGAAAGACUCAGAACUGUGAAGUGAAUCGUGAAUGUUCUGUAUUCCUCAGCAAAGCCCACCUCUCUACCAGUCUGCAGGAGGGGGUCAUGCAAAAAUUUAAUGGCCAUGAUGCCCUUCCCUUUAUUCCAUCUGAGAAGCUGAAAGACCUAACUUCCCGUGUAUUUAAUGGAGAACCUGGUGCUCAUGAUGCCAAAUUACGUUUUGAGUCCCAGGAAGGGAAAGGACUUGGGACACCGCCUAACACCACCCCUAUCAAAAAUGGCUCUCCGGAAAUUAAGCUGAAGAUCACCAAAACAUACAUGAAUGGGAAACCUCUCUUUGAAUCUUCAAUUUGUGGUGACGGUGCUGCUGCUGUGUCCCAGUCAGAAGAAAAUGGACAAAAACCAGAAAAUAAGGCAAGAAGGAGCAGGAAGAGAAGCAUAAAAUAUGACUCCUUACUGGAGCAGGGUCUUGUUGAAGCAGCACUGGUGUCCAAGAUCUCAAGUCCCUCAGAUAAAAAGAUUACAGCUAAGAAAGAGUCCUGUCCAAAUACUGGCAGAGACAAAGACCACCUGUUGAAAUAUAAUGUCGGUGAUUUGGUGUGGUCCAAAGUGUCCGGUUACCCUUGGUGGCCAUGCAUGGUUUCUGCUGAUCCACUCCUUCACAACUAUACCAAACUUAAAGGUCAGAAAAAGAGUGCACGCCAGUAUCACGUACAGUUCUUUGGUGAUGCCCCAGAAAGAGCUUGGAUAUUUGAGAAGAGCCUUGUAGCUUUUGAAGGAGAAGGACAGUUUGAAAAAUUAUGCCAGGAAAGUGCCAAGCAGGCACCCACGAAAGCUGAGAAGAUUAAGCUGUUGAAACCUAUUUCAGGGAAAUUGAGGGCCCAGUGGGAAAUGGGCAUCGUUCAAGCAGAAGAAGCUGCAAGCAUGUCGGUAGAGGAGCGGAGAGCUAAGUUCACUUUCCUCUAUGUGGGGGACCAGCUUCAUCUCAACCCUCACGUAGCUAAGGAGGCAAGCAUUGCUGUGGAGUCUCCGGGACAAAUGGUAGAAUCCUCAGGAGUCAUUGAAGAAGCUGCUGAUAACCCCAAGUCCAUGAGAGAAGAGGGCAUUCCCAUCAAGAGAAGGCGGAGAGCCAAGCUGUCUAGUUCUGCCGAAAACCAAGAAAGUGACCCUGGGACGGUAAAGAGUACUCCUCAGAAGAUGGCAGAAGCCGAUCCCAAGAGAGGAGUAGGGUCUCCUCCUGGAAGGAAGAAGACCACGGCCUCUGCUCCACGAAGCAGGAAGGGAGAUGCGGCGUCCCAGUUUUUGGUUUUCUGUCAGAAGCACAGGGAUGAGGUUGUUGCCGAGCACCCAGACGCCUCAGGUGAGGAGAUUGAAGAGCUGCUUGGAUCCCAGUGGGACAUGCUCAACGAGAAACAGAAAGCGCGCUAUAACACAAAGUUUGCCCUAGUGGCCUCUUCCCAGUCUGAAGAAGACUCUGGUAAUGUAAAUGGGAAAAAAAGAAACCACACGAAGAGGACACAGGACCCUACUGAAGACGCUGAAGUUGAAGAUGGACCCAGGAAAAGACUCAGGACCGACAAGCACGGUCUUCGGAAGAGAGAGACGAUCAAUGACAAGACAGCCCGAACAAGCUCUUGCAAGGCCAUUGAGGCAGCCUCCUCGCUGAAGAGCCAGGCAGCAACGAAACAUCUGUCAGAUGCAUGCAAACCACUGAAGAAGCGAAAUCGGGCGUCCACAGCAGCGUCUUCCACUCCUUUUAGCAAAAGUUCGUCUCCUUCUGCAUCCUUAACUGAGAAUGAGGUGUCAGACGGCCCGGGAGACGAGCCCUUGGAAUCCCCGGACGAGAGCGCAGAUGAAACUCAGACCGAAGUGUCCGUCUCAUCGAAGAAGUCUGAGCGAGGAGUAACCGCCAAAAAGGAGUACGUGUGUCAGCUGUGUGAGAAGACAGGCAGCCUCGUGCUCUGUGAAGGCCCCUGCUGCGGAGCUUUCCACCUUGCUUGCCUCGGGCUCUCCCAGCGGCCAGAAGGGAGGUUCACUUGCAGCGAAUGCGCUUCAGGGAUUCACUCAUGUUUUGUGUGUAAGGAGAGCAAGACAGAUGUGAAGCGCUGUGUCGUGUCGCAGUGUGGGAAGUUUUACCACGAAGCUUGCGUGAGGAAGUACCCUCUGACCGUGUUUGAGAGCCGAGGCUUCCGCUGCCCCCUCCACAGCUGCGUGAGCUGCCACGCUUCCAACCCGUCCAACCCGAGGCCAUCGAAAGGUAAAAUGAUGCGGUGUGUCCGCUGCCCGGUCGCCUAUCAUGGAGGGGAUGCUUGUCUGGCAGCCGGCUGCUCGGUGAUCGCUUCCAACAGCAUAAUCUGCACGGGCCAUUUCACUGCUCGCAAGGGGAAGAGGCACCACGCUCACGUCAACGUGAGCUGGUGUUUUGUGUGCUCCAAAGGGGGAAGCCUCCUGUGCUGCGAGUCCUGCCCGGCCGCCUUCCACCCUGACUGCCUGAACAUCGACAUGCCCGACGGCAGCUGGUUCUGCAACGACUGCCGGGCCGGCAAGAAGCUGCAUUUCCAGGACAUCAUCUGGGUGAAGCUCGGGAACUACAGAUGGUGGCCGGCAGAAGUUUGCCAUCCCAAAAAUGUCCCCCCAAAUAUUCAGAAACUGAAGCACGAGAUUGGAGAAUUCCCUGUGUUUUUCUUUGGGUCUAAAGAUUAUUACUGGACGCAUCAGGCGCGAGUGUUCCCGUACAUGGAGGGGGACCGGGGCAGCCGCUACCAGGGGGUCAGAGGGAUCGGAAGAGUCUUCAAAAACGCACUGCAGGAAGCUGAAGCUCGUUUUCGUGAAAUCAAACUUCAAAGGGAAGCCAGAGAAUCGCAGGAGAAUGAGCGCAAGCCCCCGCCAUACAAGCACAUCAAGGUGAAUAAACCUUACGGGAAAGUCCAGAUCUACACAGCUGAUAUCUCUGAAAUCCCGAAGUGCAACUGUAAGCCCACAGAUGAGAAUCCCUGUGGCUUUGAUUCGGAGUGUUUGAACAGGAUGCUGAUGUUCGAGUGCCACCCGCAGGUGUGUCCUGCAGGCGAGUACUGCCAGAACCAGUGUUUCACCAAGCGCCAGUACCCCGAGACCAAGAUCAUCAAGACAGACGGCAAAGGAUGGGGCCUGGUCGCCAUGCGGGACAUCAGGAAGGGAGAAUUUGUGAACGAGUAUGUUGGCGAGCUGAUUGACGAGGAGGAGUGCAUGGCGAGAAUCAAAUAUGCACACGAGAACGACAUCACCCACUUCUACAUGCUCACCAUAGACAAGGACCGUAUAAUUGAUGCUGGCCCCAAAGGAAACUAUUCCCGAUUUAUGAACCACAGCUGCCAGCCCAACUGUGAGACCCUCAAGUGGACAGUGAACGGUGACACUCGCGUGGGCCUGUUUGCAGUGUGUGACAUUCCGGCAGGGACAGAGCUGACCUUCAACUACAACCUCGAUUGUUUGGGUAACGAGAAAACAGUCUGUCGGUGUGGGGCCUCCAACUGCAGCGGGUUCCUCGGGGACAGACCAAAGACCUCAACAUCCCUUUCUUCAGAGGAAAAGGGCAAAAAGACCAAGAAACGAACCAGGAGGCGGAGAACCAGAGGUGAAGGGAAGAAGGAGUCCGAGGACGAGUGUUUCCGCUGUGGGGAUGGCGGCCAGCUGGUGCUGUGUGACCGCAAGUCCUGUACCAAGGCCUACCACCUGUCGUGCCUGGGCCUGGGCAAGCGGCCCUUCGGGAAGUGGGAAUGUCCUUGGCAUCAUUGUGACGUGUGUGGCAAGCCUUCCACUUUGUUUUGCCACUUUUGCCCCAAUUCGUUUUGCAAGGAACACCAGGACGGGACAGCCUUCAGCUCCACCCAGGACGGGCGGUCCUACUGCUGCGAGCACGACUUGGGGGCAGAGUCGGCUCGAAGCGCCAAGACUGAGAAACCCUUUCUGGAGCCCACCAAGUCCAAGGGGAAGAGGAAGAGAAGAAGGUGCUGGCGGAGAGUCAUGGAAGGCAAAUAGCGCCAGGCAGCGGCUUGGCCAGAUCCAAGGGUAGAGGGCCACGCGGGGGACUGGCCCGGAGGACCCAGCCGUGUAGGCCUCCUGGGGGGGGAGCGCCUGUCCACCACUGAGCCAUCCUCAGCAGCGCCCGCUGCGUCUGCACUGACGACCCGUCUGGGCCGCGAGGUUCGGAAGGUUCCCGGACACACAAGCCUUAGUACACAGCAUUACAGCUACACUUGAAUUUCUGAGAAUGUCAAGGUCCCCUCCCACUCUAUUUUUGUAGGUUAAAGUUAUAAUUGAAAAUUAAUUGGCAUAUGAAAUGUUUCUAUCUCACCCGAAAUGUAGAGAGUAGUAUUUUUCUAAAGGAUCACUAUUAUCUCUUUAAUCUUAACAAUGUUACUUGGCCUGCUUACCUGUCUUCAUCACUCAGGAGAGACCAGGGUGGGGCCUGGACAAGGACUCAGACCCUGGAUUCCCUGGAAACCAUGAUUUUGAUCAUUAUUUUGCUCUUAUGAAACAGCUGUAUGAUUUUUUUUUUCGUACUAAUGUGAAAUUUUUCCUCAAAACGCUUCUUUUCCAUCCUAGUGAGAAGCCGGCCCCAGGAGCGGUGGUAGUGGUAGCGUUGUUGUAAGAUGCCCCCGUAGUUUGUUCUGACGUGGAUCUGGACUGAGUGGCGCCGCGGCGUCGGCCUCCCAAGGGUGGGGUCUGCGCGGCCCAGCCCCUCCCGAGCGGGCUGGGGCUGGCGCUUCGCACCUGCCUGCCUCCUGAACGCACUCGGUUCUUGCCAACAUUUGGGGGAAGACUUUGUAUAUUUUUUUCAUUUGGCUUUUCUCUACCAGUUUCUGGCUUUUAUUCUCAAUAUAUUUUUGCUAAACUUGUUUCACAAAUUACCACCGACUGAAAUGUGUAUUUACUGAUGCGGCCCCGAGUUGUCCCAGCGAAAGGAGCGGAACUCAGUAGUGAGUUUGUGUCAAGAGAGGAGUUCGUGACAAUGGCUCUGUAGAAGCUGUGUUGUGCCCUGUGGUGACAGUUGGGUGCAGGGCAGGUGCUUGCCACCCUGGGGACCCAGAGCACGUGGGAGACGUGCAUUUCCAAAAAAUGUUCCCUCAGGGUCUGAGGAGAGACCCGGAGUUUAGAACUGUCCCAUCUAGUUACUGCCACUGAGUCACCCGUGUGGGUCUGUUCGUGGAAAACGUGCUCAGCCGGGAUGCCGCGGAGAAGCGCUCGCGCCGGGGCUCCGGGCCUGUGCCGUGGGCGUGGCAGCGGGCGGGCGCCCGGCCUGGGUUUCCCCGGGAGAUGGCCUAACUAACUUUCCCUUAUUAGAAGGCCCAGCCCCACAAAGUGAGAAGCUGCUGGGAAUAUGAAGUUGUCUUCUCUCUCUCGAAGUUCCUCUUGACUGUGGGGAGUCCGGAGCGCCCCGAGGGCAGGGGUCCUGUCAGACCACCCGCGUGCCCUCCGUGGGGCCUGCAGUCUCCGUGCUCGCAAUGGGAGGGAAGGGGAUACUCAGCGGCAGAUGCUGUCUUCUGCUCUUUCUUCUUAAGAUAACCUAAGGAGGACAUGUAUCCUGCAGAGACGUAUACACAGCCCUUCUUGAAAACUGCUCCUGAGGUCUCCUGCUCCUUGCACAAUUGCAGGAUGUCCUUGGACCCAGAGCCCUGGUCACGGCUUCUCCGUGGUUCUGUGACGUGAGCUCUUGGGGGCGGUGGUCUCUGCCAGGUUCUGACCACAGGGAAGAAUCUGCUCCUGGUGUGAGGCUCCCUAGUGUCUGCAGGCCCGCGCCUCCCCCAGCACUAAGAGCAGAGUUUUACCGACUGUGGCGGUCCCUUUGGUGCCUCUCCUACCGCCGUCCUGGAGAAAGGAGCCAUACACGGCGACCCAGGAGAUACGGGACCUUGGUCAUCAGUUGACUCUUCCAUGUGGCUCAGGUGACCUCCGGAAAUGCACUUG
This is a messenger RNA of Neomonachus schauinslandi (Hawaiian monk seal), 6021 nucleotides long. RefSeq names its product nuclear receptor binding SET domain protein 2 (gene NSD2). Gene Ontology annotation, molecular function: histone H3K36 methyltransferase activity; protein binding. Gene Ontology annotation, cellular component: chromatin; nucleus. Lineage: Eukaryota; Metazoa; Chordata; Mammalia; Carnivora; Phocidae. The record is from RefSeq and is a predicted model, not a curated record. Gene Ontology annotation, biological process: regulation of DNA-templated transcription.